AAACAAAGGUGGCCUGCGUUAGUUCAAUUUGAAAUUUGUACAUUCAUAACAUUAUUACUCACAUUACAAUUUGGACGUCGUAAGCGCGACCAGCGUACGGGCAAAAUAAAAUGCUUUAAAAUUGUGAAAAACGUGUUUAAAAAAAAAAAUUUCAAAUAACAAUAUUAAAUUAAACGUGCAAGUUCUAUUCAAGCAAUAUAAUUUUUGAAGAAUUCCAUUCCUAACGGUGCCUUCGCCGCAGCUGACCCUGAAACAAAGUUGAGCUCAGCCCGCUUUGGAAAGCUCUUUGUUCUUCCUUUUGCUCGCGGAAGCAAAUACGCAAUUGCAACGAAUAAGGAAAAACACGCUUGCAUUUCCAUAUUUGCAGAAAACCAGUUGCACGAAAGAAACAACUUAAGAGCAGCAACAUCAAAGUGCUGCAAACGAAAAGCCAAUCAGCACAAUUCCAAUUGGAAAACCGCAAAAUUUCCAAUCAAACAAACACAAAAAUGGACGCCAAGGAGGACAACAAACAGCAGGAAGCUCGGAACACGGAUGUGCCAAUGCGCACGGACAGCGAGAGCUCCACGGACAGCACGAUGCGCUUUGUGCUGCCCAGCCUCGAUGGCAGUCCGCCGAAGGUGGUCACCAUGGACGAGGUGGCCGGCAUGCUGAAGGAUCUCAAGAACAUGGAGCUGGCGCAUGAGAUAGCACUUAAUCCGGAGUUCAAGCUGCAGCCAUACGAGCCGCCUCUAGACAGCCUAGAGGGUCGCAUCAAGGCCAUGGUGCACAAGGCCUUUUGGAAUUUGCUGCGCGAGCAACUGGAACGUGAUCCGCCCUCCUAUGAUCAGGCCAUACGGCUGCUGGGCGAGAUCAAGGAGGAUUUUCCGCAGCUGCUCUCGCCGAACAAUGCGAAUGCCCUGAGCCGCAUCAAUGCAACCCUGGACGAGGCUCUAAUCCGGCAGCAGGCGGAGCAAGGCACCCUCGACUUUCGAUCAUACGCCAAUUUUGUCAUCCAGCUGCUGGCGAGCAUGUGCGCGCCGGCACGCGACGAGACGGUGGCCAAGCUGCGCGAAAUCGACGAUGUUAUCGAUACAUUCCGGGGCAUCCUGGAGACCAUGUCCCUGAUGAAGCUGGACAUGGCCAACUUUAUGGUGUCCGCGGCACGCAACGAUAUUGCGGCCAACUCUGUCGAAUAUGAGAAGCGAAAGUUUAGCACAUAUUUGCGCGAAUUUCACGGAAGUGUUGGCUUUCCGGCCACUGAGGAUUGGCUGCAGCGACAUCGCGCCGGCUGCAGCAGCAAUGAUGACAUCAUCUUCAGUGCGUUCAGGCAGCUGCUCAACUAUCCGGCGGACAAGGAGUUUCCGGAGCUGUUGAGCAUCGAUAAGGAACGCUUCGGCGGACUCAGCUGGCGUGGCCAGCGGCUCAUUCUAUGCGCCUCGCUCAUCUCGAUAGCACAGGGCGUGCCGGUCAUAUCGCAGCGACGCGAAAAUCGGAUCAAGCUGGCCCAGCAGCUGGACAUACUGGUCCAGGACGUCAAGCAGCAGGACCAACUGAGCGCCGCCCUCGACGGCUGCUACGAGCAGAUACGCGCCUUCAUUAACAAAGCGCUGGAAAUCGAGCAGCUGCCUCCGCUCAGCGAGCCGCAGCAGGCGCAGAUCCAGAGCCAAGUCCAGCAACUGGUCAACAAGACGUCGCCCGUGCGCACUCUCAUGGCCAACCGCCUGGAUGGCUUUGUGCGCGUCGCGCUGCGCUCGAACGGCAACAUACCGCCGCCGCCCGCCGGCUUUGCUGACUUUGAGGAGGAGCUGGUCGCCUUUAUAGCCUCGUUUCGACGUCUGGUCGGCUACAAUCACGCCGUCUUUGGCGAAUACUUUACGCAGCUGCUCAAUGGCAAGCAGCCCGCGCUCGAUGCCAACAAUGCCGCCGCCGCCAGCAGCAGCAGCAGCAACAGCAGCAGCAGCAACAGCAGCAGCAACAGCAGCAGCAGCAGCAACAACAAUAGCCUGGCAGCGACUUCUGCUGGCCUGGCCCAAACGGCCAAGCCUUAGAGCGAGCCAGCAAUAGAAGAGCGAGCGAGAGCGAGAGAGAGUGCGUUGGAAGCGCAAAUGUUGAUGCAUUAACUAGCUAAAGCCCAAAAUCCACUCGCGAAAACGAGCCACAACAACAACAACAACAGCAGCAGAAAACAACAACAACGAGAACAACAUUUGUUAUGACUCGCUAAACUCUGGCACAAAUCCUGCGCAAGUCCU
Drosophila montana is the source of this 2234-nucleotide messenger RNA. RefSeq names its product T-complex protein 11-like protein 1. NCBI's taxonomy places the organism in Eukaryota, Metazoa, Arthropoda, Insecta, Diptera, Drosophilidae. The record is from RefSeq and is a predicted model, not a curated record. The transcript is spliced from 6 exons. Gene Ontology annotation, biological process: signal transduction. The coding region runs from base 489 to 2030 and encodes 513 amino acids.